Odocoileus virginianus texanus is the source of this 1838-nucleotide messenger RNA. RefSeq names its product cyclin dependent kinase inhibitor 3 (gene CDKN3). NCBI's taxonomy places the organism in Eukaryota, Metazoa, Chordata, Mammalia, Artiodactyla, Cervidae. Gene Ontology annotation, biological process: protein dephosphorylation. The record is from RefSeq and is a predicted model, not a curated record. Gene Ontology annotation, molecular function: protein tyrosine phosphatase activity.
CUCGCUCCACCUCACAGAAGGAUGUACCAAUGAGCUGAGUAGAGGGGCUGGCUCGGCUCGGGGCGGAGGCUGAGAUACCGGUGCUGCCUAAGGGAGGUGGUGGCCGAUCAGGACGUGGGGUGGCCCGCAAUGAAGCCGUGUCUCAUCUCUCAGUUGGCUCCAACUAGGAAGUAGAAGAAAGCCUAGUUCAAUGCAAACAAGUGAGUUUGACUCAUCAGAUGAAGAGCCUAUUGAAGAUGAACAGACUCCAAUUCAGAUAUCAUGGCUACCCCUGUCACGAGUGAAUUGUUCUCAGUUUCUUGGUUUAUGUGCUCUUCCAGGUUGUAAAUUUAAAGAUGUUAGAAGAAAUAUCCAAAAAGAUACAGAAGAACUAAAGAGCUAUGGUAUACAAGACAUAUUUGUUUUCUGCACCAGAGGGGAACUGUCAAAAUAUAGAGUUCCAAACCUUUUGGAUCUCUACCAUCAGUAUGGAAUUAUCACUCAUCACCAUCCAAUUCCAGAUGGAGGGACUCCUGACAUCACCAGCUGCUGUGAAAUCAUGGAGGAGCUUGAAAUUUGCCUUAAAAAUAACCGAAAAACCUUAAUACACUGUUAUGGAGGACUUGGGAGAUCUUGUCUUGUAGCGGCUUGUCUCCUCCUAUACCUGUCUGACACAGUGUCACCGCAGCAAGCCAUCGACAGCCUGAGGGACCUGCGAGGAUCUGGGGCAAUACAGACCAUAAAGCAAUAUAAUUACCUUCAUGAGUUCCGGGACAAACUAGCUGCACACCUUUCAUCAAGAGAUUCACUAUCAAGAUCUGUAUCUAGAUAAAAGAAUUUCAAAUAGCAUAUAUAUAUGACCAUGUCUGAAAUCUGAGUUCUCUAAUAGUAUUUGUAUUGAAACUACUAGUGUUAUCAAACUGAAUGUAAUGAAUGUAAGUGUACAUGUGCAGAUAUUCCUAAAGCUUUUACUGACAAAUUUCAUUGUGUCUCUUUCAUAUCUUAUAGGAGAUAGAAAAACUGCUAAUACUAUUUUCCUUUUAAAAAUACACCAGCUGUUCUGCUGUAUUUUACCUAGAGGUAAUGCUGAAAAAGAGCAUAUGGGAAAAUAUGUUUUUAUUUUUUUACCACAUUCUUACCUCAUAGUAUUAUUGGUAACUGCUGGGUGGCAUAUGAUAUAGUAACACGUAUGAAAAUUGCUACAAGCACCCAGGCUAAAAUUAUUUAAAUAACUCUUACCCUCUAUUCCUCUGAAAAUUUCUCCCAUUGUUUUCUCUACUUCAUAGAUAUAAUGAAUUGUGAAUUUGUCACCUCCCUCCCAAUGCCAGAUCAUCACCAACAUGUGUUUAUUCAGCAUUUGCUGGAAUUUUCCAAGAUGAGGAAUUCAUUGGUUCAGACAGCUAUUUUUUACAGCAUUGUUUUUUUAACCCUAGGAACUACAGUGGAAUGAAUUUAAUACCUCUUUCACAUUUAUUUUAUAAAGCACUUACCUAAAGUUUAAGUCUCCAGUUUUCUCACUCCUCCACUUCACUCUCUGUUACCUGUGUCUCUGUCUUUAAAUUUCACGCUGAGCUACCAAAAGCAAGCAUUUGCAGACAAGGAUCACACUGUGAGUCAAAGUUACCUGUUUUAAGAGACGUCAGCAGGUUCAGUACUGCAGAAUCCCACGGCUCUCUUGGCUACUGGUAGUCCCGAAGGUGACCAGCAGAGGAGGAACUUCCACACAAGCAAAGCAGAUUUCACCACAUCAACCCUUAAUUUGUAAAUAGUCGUAUAAUUACCAAAAGUCUUAUUGUCUCUCACCCUUCUUGCCCUGAUGAGCUACUUUAAUUUCAUUAAAGAAUACUUUAAAACAUUUA